Molecule: messenger RNA, 3580 nt
Organism: Syngnathus acus (greater pipefish)
Lineage: Eukaryota; Metazoa; Chordata; Actinopteri; Syngnathiformes; Syngnathidae
Gene: sh3gl2a
Product: SH3 domain containing GRB2 like 2a, endophilin A1
Exons: 12
Coding region: 139-1221 (360 amino acids)
Biological process (GO): synaptic vesicle uncoating
Cellular component (GO): cytoplasm; glutamatergic synapse; presynapse
Molecular function (GO): protein binding
Source: RefSeq, a predicted model, not a curated record
GAGACCCCAGCAAAGUGAAGACGUAGCAAGGAUAGCGUGCGGCAGCCACGACGUUCUCCAACCCCGCUGUGCAUAAUCAUCUGUAUUAAUAAUUCCAGCCAUUCUUUGAAUCCUGAGCCGUCUCUGCAGUCUGCAAGCAUGUCUGUAGCGGGCCUCAAGAAGCAAUUCCACAAAGCCACUCAGAAAGUGAGUGAGAAAGUGGGCGGAGCUGAGGGAACGAAGCUCGAUGAGGACUUUAUGGAAAUGGAAAAGAAGGUGGACGCAACCACCCGGGCAGUCAUGGACAUCAUGACCAAGACGACGGAGUACCUGCAGCCUAACCCAGCCACCAGAGCCAAGAUGAGCAUGAUGAACUCCAUGUCUCGCAUGCGUGGUCAGGAGAAGGGACCCGGCUACACUCAGACAGAAGCCAUCUUGGGAGAGUCCAUGCAGCGUUUCGGUCGCGAGCUCGGCGAAGAGUCCAAUUUUGGCCCGGCUCUGAUCGACGCCGGCGAGUGCAUGCGUGAACUCGCCGAGGUUAAAGACGCCCUGGACAUGGAAGUCAAGCAGAACUUCAUCGACCCGCUGCAGAACCUUCACGAGAAAGACCUCAAGGAGAUCCAGCAUCACCUGAAGAAGAUGCAGGGCCGGCGUCUGGACUUUGACUACAAGAAGAAGCGGCAGGGCAAAGUGACGGAAGACGAGCUCAAGCAAGCGCUGGAGAAGUUUGACGAAUCCAAGGACAUCGCCGAGCUCAGCAUGUUCAACCUGCUGGAGAGCGACAUCGAGCAGGUGAGUCAGCUGUCGGCGCUCGUCCACGCUCAGGUGGAGUAUCACACCCGGGCGGCCGAGAUCCUCACGCAGCUGUCCGGUAAAAUCGACGAACGGAUAAAAGAUUGUUCUCACAAGCCCCGCAAAGAGUACGUCCACAAGCCUCGCACCACUCUGGACUUCUCUUCCGUCAGCGAGAACCACAACGGAGGCAUCCACGGCGCUCGUUCUCCGGGAGCGAGGUCACCAGCCAGGUCUCCAGCUCGAUCCCCAGCCCCCAUGGACCAGCCAUGCUGCCGCGCCCUCUACGACUUCGACCCAGAAAACGAGGGCGAGCUAGGCUUCAAGGAGGGCGACAUCAUCACCUUGACCAACAAGAUCGACGACAACUGGUACGAGGGGAUGCUGCACGGCAACUCGGGCUUCUUCCCCAUCAACUACGUGGACAUCCUGGUGCCCCUGCCGCACUAGAGCGCCACCUGCUGCUCGUCGCUGUAACGCAGUCACGGCCACGUAAGAAAUCAACAAAUGAAAACAUCUCUUCCCCGAAACGACCCGAUUCAACCCAGCCUGCUGCAAACUGCUUAAUGCAACAAUAAAGCACCAGGCGGCCUGCGGCAUAGUUUCAACUCUGCAUCCGUGUGGUAGUCACCCCCCCCCCCUCACCCUCCACUCCACCAUCCCACUUUGUCCGUUGCUGUACUUUGUGAACGUCCGCCCCAGUAGAUAGUUUUCUCUUAAAAAUAAAACAUUGUGUGCAUUAUAUUUGUUAUCGAUCAAAAGAAGGUGUUUGGCACCUAUUCAACAUCUUCCAUUGCUUUAAAAAAAAAAAAGUUGGGUUUGCAAUCCCUUUGUUUGUGUUUUUAUGUUUGUACUUCUUUUUGAUUUGGGACUGCAGUGUCUCAGCAUGUUGUGUAAAAUGGGGGUUCAGAUACCAAAAUGAGCGAACAAAAAAAGAAAAUUUGCAAUCUCUUUUAUUUUUGCAUGUGGGGCGGAACAGUAUCUAUGUAUGUGAAAUUCCACGUCCGAGCCAGUGAUAAGUGAUCACUUGAUUUUCCGAAAGAUGCAAGUUAUGCCGUAACAUGUGGUCGCUCCGUAUGAAAUGAAAACGUUUUUUGUAAAUCGGUAAGGAUACUAUUUUAACUCGCCCCCCCCCCCCCAAAAAAAAAAAAGACAUACAAUAACAUUUGUUAAAUAGCUAUUUUUUCGCGAUUGAAGUGACGACAAAACUUUAGGAAUAUAAAAUUUUUGAUGUAAUCUAAUGUUCUAUUUUUAAAUCAGUGAUGUCGCUACAGUCAAUUUUGGCCGAGCCAAUUUGUCCUGAUUUUAUUUUUGCCUGUGCGAGGGGGCAAUUCCAAAUCAUAUCAGUGAUUCGUGAUGGUGUGACUUUACGAAAAGUUGUGACGUAACGUUAGAAAAUCUGAUUUGUGACAUGCCAUAUUCAAGCCGGUGAUUUGUGACGUGAUGACGUGAUUUUCUUACAAACAAAAGCUGUGAUUAUAAUGUUCGUUUAUUUAUGUGUUAAUUUAUUUAUCAAACAUUAGGUUUUGACGUAAUGUACGACAACUGCAAUACAAAAUCUCAGUUUAUUUUUUUUUUUAGCGCUACGAUAUAUUUUCCAUCAUAUUCUAAAAAAAUCGUAAUCACAUUACAAUACAUCCAGAUAUCAUUAAUAUUUUUUUUUUUGGUUUCGCUGGGUUGACAAUUGUGAGCAAGUAACCCUUUGGUAUCCAUUCAUGUCAUCUUUGUAGCUUGUGUAUUAGACGUAAGCGGUAGAUCAAGCAUUCCCCAUUAAGGACUCAAUGCCUUGAAAAACCUUUGUGAUGUGGUUGGCAUGGUUACCAUAAUAACACGCACUGAAUGGUUCAAUAAUUUGUCAAAAAAACACUACAGUCAAAUGGUAAAAAAAACCGCAUUGUGUCAUAUUUUUACUCGCACUGCAGACUUUAGAGUUGACCUACUAUUUUUAAACUCUUGGGGGGAUUGUUGUGCUUGGAAAAAAAAAAGUGAUUAUUUUAUAAGCAUAUCUAGUGUUGCAAAUGUAUAGUUGUUUUAAUUUUCAAAGUUUUUGCCCAUCUAUCAUGUUCAAAAUUCUGCUUGCCGGAAGCAGAGCAGCAUUGUGUUUGGUUACAGAGUCGAUGUGUGAAAAAUCUGAAUACAUGUACCCCUAUUUAAAACAAUGUUAGGAUUCAACACGCCGAUAUAUUUAAGCGUGUAAUUACUCUUGAUGUUUAGUGGAUAGCAAUUGGACAAAGGUGGUCUAGAAAAUAAAAUAAAAAGUACUUACCUUGACGUCCAAUUAAAAAAAUGCCGCUAAGGCUUGGCAGCCGUACAGACACUUCUCACUAUGCCCUCGAGCUGCAUUCUGAUUGGUCUACUCUUUUUCCGGAGGGAGGGGGGAUUAUACAAAAGUAUAUUGUUUUUUCAUUUUAAUAAGGGUUAAAUUCCCUCUUUUUCUCUUUGACUUAAAAAAAAUGUAUUUUUGCCCUCAAUGAGGACUGUACAGCUGUGCGCGUGUUUAAUUUGUGUACGUGUGUGUGCGCGUGCGCAUGUGUGUGUCGUCGCUCACCCACAGUCACGUAAUCUUAUUUUUGUAACCAUGACAAAGUAUUGACAUAAUGACAUAGAUGUAAAUAUAUACUAUAUACUCCGUAAUAUAAAACUGGAACGAAGAGAUAGUCUGUGUGCUGCACAUCAUCAUGACUGUUUUUUUUUUUUUUUCUUCCUCGGUUUUGCUUCAUUCUUGCACUUUGGAUUUGGAGACUGUAUGCUUGAUGUAAAGACAAUGUGAUAAGUCAAUGUCCUUUAUUCCAAUAAACAGAGAAAUGUG